AUGUCAAGCUUAAAGGGAUCUUUUAUAAAGAGAAAGCCGGCAAAGAGCCAGGCUGCGAAGAAGCAUCUGCGAAAGAAGGAGUCAAGAGAGGUCGAGCUUAUAAAGCAGGGAAUGUUCAUUAGAGGACAAAACACAUCACAUGCUAUAUUACAACUACUCAAAGACUUGUAUGUACUUAAGAAGCCAGAUGCAGUUCAAUAUAAUAGAAAGAAUGAUAUCCAUCCAAUGGAGUCGGCAGAGUCGAUUGAGUUCUAUGGAGACAAGUCCAACAGCAGUUUGUUUGCAUUCGCCUCACACUCAAAGAAGCGUCCCAACAACUUGGUGAUGGGCCGUCUGUUUGACAACACCAUCUUUGAUAUGUACGAGCUCGGUGUCGAGUACUACCAGCCGAUCGAGGCAUUCGACGGCGAGAAAUCCAACAUGGGCAACAAGCCCUGCUUCAUCUUCAACGGACAGGAGUUUGAGACAAAGGACGAGUUCAAGCGCAUUGGCAACAUGUUCCUCGACUUCUUCAGGGGUCGCGUCGUCGAGUACAUCAACCUCGCCGGUCUGGACCACGUCAUCGUGCUGACGGCCGUCGACGACCGCAUCAUGUUCCGCCACUACAGCAUCGUCUUUAAGCGAUCGGGCACCAAGAUCCCCAAGGUCGAGCUGCAGGAGAUGGGUCCAUCGUUCGACUUCACCAUCCGUCGCUCCAAGACACCGUCGCCCGACGUCGAGAAGGAGGCACUCAAGGUGCAUCGCUCCGUCAAGCCCAAGGUGGACAACAACAACAUCGAGAAGAACGAGCUUGGCGAGACCCUGGCCACAAUUCACAAGGGAAGACAGAAUUUCAACGAGAUUGCCAUCAGACACGUCAAGGCGCUGCGCAAGAGGAAGUCGGACGACAACGACAACCAAGACGAUCAGGAAUAA
Molecule: messenger RNA, 915 nt
Organism: Acytostelium subglobosum LB1
Lineage: Eukaryota; Evosea; Eumycetozoa; Acytosteliales; Acytosteliaceae
Exons: 3
Coding region: 1-915 (304 amino acids)
Biological process (GO): ribosomal large subunit assembly; maturation of LSU-rRNA from tricistronic rRNA transcript (SSU-rRNA, 5.8S rRNA, LSU-rRNA)
Cellular component (GO): nucleolus
Molecular function (GO): rRNA binding
Source: RefSeq, a predicted model, not a curated record